Strongyloides ratti is the source of this 765-nucleotide messenger RNA. Its product is annotated as Ets domain and Winged helix-turn-helix DNA-binding domain-containing protein. The record is from RefSeq and is a predicted model, not a curated record. Gene Ontology annotation, biological process: regulation of DNA-templated transcription. The transcript is spliced from 2 exons. The coding region runs from base 1 to 765 and encodes 254 amino acids. NCBI's taxonomy places the organism in Eukaryota, Metazoa, Nematoda, Chromadorea, Rhabditida, Strongyloididae. Gene Ontology annotation, molecular function: sequence-specific DNA binding; DNA-binding transcription factor activity.
AUGUGCAGUGUUAAUCUUGUAGACGAAAGUUUUUUUAAAUCAUUACCAACAACUAUUGAUGGAAGGACUAAGGUAAAAAAUCCUUAUACUAAUUUUAUUGACUUUUCAUCUUGUCCCUAUAACAUAAAACUUCUUCAAUUAAAAAGAUUUCCUACCGGUGAAUGUAACAAACUUUGGAAUUUCCUUCUCUUUCUUCUUAGUAACAAAAAAGAUUAUGGAAAAUUACUUUAUUGGUGUGGUCCAUGUGGUUUAUUUAGAAUAUCAAAUAUGAAAGGUUUCCUCAAUUUAUGGAAUCUUUUAAAAACAAAACGUUUACACAAAAAAAAUGAUAUUAUAAAAACAAUUGAAUUUUAUUCAAGAAAGUAUAAAUUUAUUAAAAUAAUUGGUAAACAUCGCCAUGGUAAUUAUUUUUAUAAAUUUGAUCUUAAAUAUUUAAUGGAUUAUCUUAACAAAAAAAUUUAUACUCAAAUGAUUUUAAGAGAAAAUUUAUAUUUAGAUCCUGAUGUUUUUCUUUUAAAAAAUACAAUUAAUAAUAUUGUUUUAAAUUAUGAAAAGUCACUUGAUCAAUAUAAAAAUAAUAAUAUUCUUUUGGGAGAAUUGGAGAGAAGAAAAAAUUUAAUGUUAAAUGAGUCAAAAGCUAUUCUUUGUCAAUUUAUUUCUAAUAAUGAGGGAAAUCAAAAGAAAAUUAAUAUUGGAUUGUCAAUGUUAUGUAAUAUUAAUACUUUAUCUCAAUUUAUCAAUCCACCUAAAGGUAAUCAAAAGUAA